Molecule: messenger RNA, 1047 nt
Organism: Aureobasidium uvarum
Lineage: Eukaryota; Fungi; Ascomycota; Dothideomycetes; Dothideales; Saccotheciaceae
Source: the annotation of a GenBank genome assembly
AUGGUGUCCCGCAACCCGACCAAGAUCGGCAACAAGAUCAAGCGCAAAGAACAACACGUCAAGACAAAACGCGCCAAGGAAAACACAAAGCGCGACGACAGACUCCGCCGCAGACGCACAGAAGACAAGAACCCUGCACUCAGAGAAGCGCGCCGAGCAAAGAACAUCCCGCAAACCAUCGACAGAAAGAGAACGUGGGAUACCGCGGGCGAUGGCGAGGAGAGCGACAAAUUGGGACUAAGCGUGGAUUUGAAUGCCAUCAAGAGAAGGAAGGUUGAAGAUGAUGAUGACGAGGAAGAGCAAGAAGACGAUGAGGAGGCCACUCGCGCACCCUCGCCAACACCCUCGACAGCAGCAACAAACCUCUCCCUGACGCCCGAAGGCCUCGCCUCCAAAUUCCCAGGUCUCUUCGAGCACAACGACAAAGACCCCAAGGUUCUAGUCACCACAUCGAUAAACAGUUUCCUGCACGAAGAAGCCUCCCUCCUCACCUCGCUAUUCCCAAACUCGGUCUACAUCAAACGCACAGCACACUUCCACGCCCACAAAUACUCCAAGAAGCCCGCAGGUCUGGAUAUCGUGCAUCUACCCCAUGGCCCCAUGUUCCACUUUAGCAUCUCAAACUGGGUGGAAGGUGCCAAGCUCCCCGGCCACGGAAACCCAACUUCUCACGAUCCAGAAUUGAUCCUGAACAAUUUCCGCACACCGCUGGGUCUGUUGACGGCGCAUCUGUUCCGCCAGAUCUUCCCUCCGCAACCGCAGAUUCAGGGAAGACAAGUCGUGACUCUACACAACCAGCGCGAUUACAUUUUCGUGAGGAGACACAGAUACGUCUUCCGCGAUAAGCGCGCGACCGAGAAGAGCAUUGUUGGACCGGAUGGAAAACUGGUCGAGGGAGUCGAGGAUAUCAGGGCUGGAUUGCAAGAGCUGGGACCAAGAUUUACACUCAAGUUGAGAAGAAUCGACAAGGGUAUUCAAAGAAGGAGCGGACAGGAAUGGGAGUGGAAGGCUGGUGACGAAAAGGUCAGGACGAGAUUUGCUUUGUAA